Molecule: messenger RNA, 2415 nt
Organism: Diaporthe amygdali
Lineage: Eukaryota; Fungi; Ascomycota; Sordariomycetes; Diaporthales; Diaporthaceae
Product: ubiquitin homeostasis protein lub1
Exons: 3
Coding region: 1-2415 (804 amino acids)
Biological process (GO): ubiquitin recycling; proteasome-mediated ubiquitin-dependent protein catabolic process
Cellular component (GO): nucleus; cytoplasm
Molecular function (GO): ubiquitin binding
Source: RefSeq, a predicted model, not a curated record
AUGGAGUUCAAGCUCUCUGCUCAGCUGCCUGGUCACGAGUCCGAUGUCCGCGCCGUCCUCUUCCCUAGUCCCGACGUCCUCAUCUCCGCCUCUCGCGACCACACCCUACGACUUUGGCGAAGGUCCUCCCAGAAACCACCAUCCUUCGAGGCCACCAUCGUUACCCAGGGCCAGGAAUGGCUGAGCACAAUCGCCUUCCUUCCUCCGACCUCGGACUAUGCCGAUGGCCUGGUCGUCUCCGGCGGCAAGGACACCAUCAUCGAGGUUAAGAAGCCGCUGUCCACCCCUUCCGAUAAUGCUGAGCGCCUGCUCAUAGGCCAUGCCCAUAACAUCUGCUCCCUGGACGUGUCACCCAAAGGCACCUAUAUCGUAUCAGGGAGUUGGGACCAAAAGGCCAUUGUCUGGCGCGUCGGAAAGUGGGAGCCCGAGCUGAUCCUGGCCGGUCAUGAGGCGAGCGUCUGGGGUGUCUUGGCUUUGGACGAGACCACUGUUGUGACGGGAUCCGCCGAUGAAAAGAUCAACAUAUAUGACCUGCGCACUGGCUCCCGUGGCGAGGUCCAGCCUCGAUCUACUAUAUACACCUCUAAUGUUGUACGAGCCGUUUGCAAGGUUCCUCAGGGCCACCCCUCUGGCGCUGAUAUUGCCAGCGCACACAACGACGGCGUGAUACGGCUGUGGAAGCUCAACGGACAAUCCGUCGGCGAGCUACACGGUCACGAGUCUUUCGUCUACAGUCUGACGGCACUGCCCAGUGGAGAGUUGGUCAGCUCGGGGGAGGACCGGACCAUCCGGGUGUGGCGGGGUCUUGAGUGUGUGCAAACAAUCACGGUACCAGCAAUAUCGGUCUGGUCAGUGGCUGUGAGCCAACAGACCGGUGACAUUGUCGCUGGCUCGAGUGAUGGUGUCGUGCGUGUGUUCACGCGGAACGGAGAGAAUGUCGCGGACGCUGAGACCCUCGCGAGCUUCGACGAUUCGGUCAAGGCCUCUUCAAUACCCGCACAGCAGCUGGGUGGCAUCAACAAGGAGAAGCUGCCAGGCCCCGAAUUCCUGACCUCCAAAUCCGGAACCAAAGAAGGUCAGAUCCAAAUGAUCAACCAGCCAAACGGCUCCAUCACUGCACAUCAGUGGUCCGGUGCUCAACAGCAAUGGAUCGAGGUCGGUACAGUUGUGGAUGCUGUCGGAAGCAGCGGGAAGAAGGUCGAGUACAUGGGGAAAUCCUACGACUAUGUCUUCGACGUGGCCAUCGAGGAUGGUGCUCCAGCGCUGAAGCUACCAUUCAACCUGUCCCAGAACCCAUACGAGGCUGCCUCAAAGUUCCUUAGCGAUAAUGAGCUCCCACAAACGUACCUCGACCAGGUCACAAACUUCAUUGUCGAAAAUACCAAAGGCGCAACAAUUGGCCAGAGCUCUGGCCCUUCUGUUGACGAAUUCGGCACGGGCAGAUACCAGCCUGGAGAUGAAUCCGCAUCUCAAACACCGCCGGCAAAGAAGGUUCUACCUCAAGAUAAAUAUCUGACCUUGGCUACAGCUAAGUUUGAGCCGGUGGUGAAGAAGAUACUCUCCAUUAGUGCCACGAUGAUUUCUUCCGGCAGGAAGGAUUUCGCGCUCAACCCAACAGAGGAAGCCACGCUAUCUAGACUGUCCGAGAAUUUGAGCAAGACAAUCCCAAGCGUGCCCGCAGCAGUUCCCGGCACGGCUACUGCUGCGACAUCUCAACCCCUGAGUAUUUCGGAGCACGAUAUCGGUCUCGUGCUCAAGCUCGUCAGCCAGUGGCCCGACAACGACCGACUCCCCGGUCUUGACCUCCUCCGCUGUGUGGCCACGUCGCCUCUUGCAGCAGCAUUUACCGACCCAAGUGGCAACUCCAUCAUCGAAAUCGCCCUUCGUGCCGCCUUCCAUCCCAGCAGCGGCUCCAACAUUAACGAGAACUGCGCCAUGAUGGCAUUUCGAGUUGUCACGAACCUUUUCGCCACCGAGCAGGGACGGCAAGUAGCCUAUACCCACGCUGAGAAGGUUGUAGACUACUUAGAAGCCCUGGUCGGCAUAUCCGACACGCCUUUUAAGGGCCCUGUGGGUUUCCCACGCAACCGCAACGUCCUGGUGGCAGUCACCACCGCGGCGCUAAACUACUCCGUCCUCGCCUACCUUGUGUCUCAGAAGAAAGUCAGGGUCGAUGGUAGUAUCACACCCGAGGUGUUCGGCCUGCUGGCCAACGUGCUGGCGAAGAUACUUAAGGACCAGGCAGACGCCGAGGUCAGCUACCGCGCCCUGGCAGCCCUUGGCACCAUCGCUAGCGCUGGGCAUGCCCAGGUGCUGCGAUCGCUGGGUGUGGACUCGGCUGUCCAGGCGGUGGCGAGGGGAGGUGCUGAGGAAAGGGUAACGACCCUCGCGAAGGAGGUGCUUGGACUCCUUUAA